CACUGUCUGCAAUGUCUCCUGCACGGGCACGAGCUCUUCUCGGGCUCCUGGUCACACUCUGCACCCAGAGCCCACUACUGUCGGGUUCUAAGCCACUGUCGCCACGCAAUGUGAAGCUGACCUCGGUGGAUAAGGGGUUAAAUGUCACGUGGGAUCCACCCAGCGAGCUGGACCGACGGCCUGUUGAUAGCUACAGCAUCGGCUACGGGAAGUCCAUGAAGUCACUGUGCUUCGUCACUGUCGACAAGGACAGACGGUCAGAGUUACUAGAGGACGUAGAGCCUGGAGAACUGCAUUUUCUCAAGAUGAGUGCAGAGAAUAAGGAUGGGAUGAGUAAACCCGUCUACAGGGCAGAGACUCCAGGAGGGGGAGAGUGGGUGAAACUGGAUGGUUUUGCUGUCGAGCCUUUCAACAGAUCCUCUCCAGGCAGGAUGGUGUCUAUAACUUCAUCACAGAUUAACCCACGGCCCCCAACUCAGAGGACAGCACUAGGACAGCAGAGGGCCCCUCAGUCAUCCUCAGGACCAGAACCCCCUCAUCAAGUAGGAUGCGUCCCUCUGCGACCUCAAAACAAACACAGAGUGGACCUCAGCCAGCACCAAGCAGACCAGCGUAAUGCUAACAAGCACAAACUGGCAUCUGAGUCCGUCUAUGUGGUAUCACUGCAGGCACCCAGAGCCCAGGGGAGGAGUGCACCCAUCACCACGGCCACCAUGAAUAAAAAAGUAACAACAGAGCCGGAGGUUGUGGAUGAAGUAGAGGACAUCACAGUUAGAGUAUUGUCUCCCCAGUCUGUCCUUAUCACAUGGGUUGAUCCACUUGUUGAAAAGAAGAAGGAAAUACCAGGGGGAUCCAGGUAUUACACUGUGAAAUACAGAGAGAAAGGAGAAUCGGCUCGAUGGGAAUACAAGGACACCACUCAGAGACGUCUCAUAAUUGACACGCUCUCUGCGGACAGCAUGUAUGAGUUUUCUAUUUGUAUCUCGCAAGGAGAUCAGAAGGGAAAAUGGAGUGCAUCUGUGUUCCAGAGAACCCCUGAAUCAGCUCCUUCUGGCCCCCCAGAAAAUUUUCAAGUAAAACCACUUAGAGGAAAAGGUACUGCUGUCACCGUAACCUGGGAUCCACCUGAGCAAACAAAUGGGCGAAUAAGAGAAUACAUCCUUUCCUAUGCUCCUGCUAUGAAACCGUUUGGCUCAAAGUCAGUUAUAUACCGUGGCACCACCACCUCUGCUACCAUAGAUGGACUUAUGCCAGGUGACCGCUAUAUCUUCAAAAUCCGUGGAGUCAAUAGGAAGGGCCAAGGACCACAGACUAAAGCCAUCAUUGUUGCAAUGCCUGCAUCCAGCUCUACUCACUUAAGGAACACAGACAGCCACAAGACAAGUCAAAGUGCCUCCAAGACAUCAUCAAACAAAGAAUCAGACAAUCAGGAGCCAGAUGAGAUGGAAGAGUCCGAUACUCAGACCACAACUCAAGCGCCACCCACCAAUAGACGAGGACGCCCUCUUUCUCAAACAAGGUCCUAUCACAGCAUCUUCUCCUCUGUGAGGGGUUCUGUCAGAAACGGAGGUUCUAGCUCAAGGUCAAACUCACAUUCAUCCUCCACUCAUGCCAAAGAUAGAGAAGGCAAUACAAAUGAGGAAGAGAAGCCAACAGACAGUCCAAUAGAAGAGGAAAUCAGAGCAAAUGAGGCUAUUGAGGACACAAAACCAGAGAGCAGUAAUAAUGCAUCACCACAAACAGAGGAGCCUUCAAAAUACUCACCUGACACUAAAGAAUCAAAUCCCAAUCAGUCUGAAUCUGUCCAUAAAACAUCUGAGGACAAACGUCCUUCUUGGACCCCUCGCACAUCCUCAGUUGUUGAUAUUAGCAGAUUAAGAAGGCCUAAUUCUCGAUCAAGAAUGCGGAGUGAAGAUUCUUCCAAUUUGUCGCAAAACCAAGAGUCUGCAACUAUAAGAAAGGACCUAACAGCAGUCUCCUAUCCUGAGGGAAAGAACUCGUACAGCCAGAUAAGUGUCACAGACAGGACACCUUCAGUGAUCUCACCUCAGGAAACCAUGCCUGAACCAGUGAAAAAAUCAGAAUCAUCCUCAUCCAUCUCUUCUUCUCCAACAUCCGCUUCCUCCUACUCCGCAUCAUCUUCAUCAUCUUCUUCUUCCACCUCAUCUUCUUCAGGAUCUUCUCCUUCAUCAUCCUCACCAUCAUCAUCAUCAGGUGCAAGAAGGAUUUCCUCCACUUCAGGUCGAGUCACAAGUUCAGGAUCUGGUGCCAUGUACCCUAAUGGAAGAAGAGUUGGAAUUUCAACUAGAGCUCAGAGACUUCAAACAGGAGAGCACAAACUUGAUUCAUCAUCAACAUCUGCUUCUUCACAGUCCACACUGCCAAUGGGAACCAGGACAAACAGUCACGAUACAACAGAGGAGCAUGAUACCAACCACAAGAACACGGAGCUAGAUGACACAAAGGGUGAACAACCAACUGAAGAAACAAAAAAAAACUUUUCUGAUACAACUGAAGAGGAACACCCAGAACAAAAGGAAAAUUAUGAUAACAAAGAAGAGAAAAGCAAUAGUUAUGGUUCCACUUCCCAUUCUUCUUCAAGGACUACCCCUUCUACAAAAGGAAGAAGUUCACCCCUUUCAUUACCAAACCGAAAUUCUAGGAUAGUUUCAGGGAGUCGCAGACAAGAUGGGAGAAUACCGUGGAGUAGGACUGCCUCAUCUAUAGGUGCAGGAAGGCCAAUUAUUACAGGAUUUCCUUCUCGUUCUACUGCUGUGAGCUCUCAAGACACUAGCAAUAAAACUCAAAUUUCACCCACAACAUACCCUUCAAAGCAUGAGGUUAAUCCUGUCUCAAAUAAACCUAGUGUGCUAAAUAAAGAAACAAAUGUUGCAAUAAAUUACAACAAUCCCAGUAAUAAUGAAGAUGUAAAAAUUAACAAAGAUCAUGAAGAUGAUUAUCUUUACGAGGGAAGCAGAGAGACCUUGGACAGGCAAAGCAAAGAUGCCACCUCAACUGCUGCACCUAAAACAACAACAACUGUGAGUGAACCUCACAGACCUGUCCAGAACUUUGAGAAUGAAAGUGUGGAUAGGGAACAAAGUAGUACCAGUACCAGUACCAGUUCAAAGUCAAUUCCUUCAGUUGCCCAAAAAGUCCCUAUUUUGGCUUCUAAUGGUCAGGUCCGUUCACCUGUGGUAGCAAGCCGUCUGAAAGGUUCACGGUUCCCUGGUAGGGUGUAUCCAGUACAACACAGAAGACUGGGCUCUGUUUCCACACCGGGCUCUUCAUCAUCUUCAUCACACUCCUCUUCAGCAUCAUCAUCUGCCUCCUCUCAAAAUAGUCCAGCAGAAUCACCACUUAUCUCAGAUCGGGACACAGCUGACAGGAGUAAUACUAAUGUUAGGCUCACCCCAAGUUCAGUUUCUCGCUCUUCCCAUGGGCUGUCUGCUGGUGAAAGCUCUAGAGGGAAUUUAUCUCCUGAGUCUCGAAAUCCAGUGAUGGGAUCGAGGCUGCGGUCAAUUUCAAAGGAAAACACUCUUGUCAAUGGCUACAAACCUAGUUAUGAAAAAGGCAAAAACGGAUGGCCGAAUCUCACAGCUGCAAAUGGCAAAGUAUCCUCAACAUCUGAAGAAAAUUCGAAACCAAACGGAGUCCGACAUAUCACAGGUCCUGAUGGAACAAAAUGGAUAGUAGAUCUGGAUAAGGGUGUCCUAAUGAAUGAAAACGGAAGAGUCCUUCAGGACUCAAGGGGAAGACCCAGAAAAGUUGUCCUUGGAGAGGAUGGCAAGACUAUUUUUGAUGACCAGGGCAGCCCACUGGUAAACCAGGAAGGAUUAGCAUUAUUUGGUCAUGGAAGAGACAGUCGGCCUGUGAUUAAUCCAAGUGACAAGUACCUUACUGUGGGAGGAAAACCCAUCGUGGGCUUGGACCGCCCUAAACCAAGGACUACAACAACCACUACAACCACAAGUACAACACCAGAACCUACAACAACAGAAAUGGUAACAGAAACAUUGGAGCAGUCAACAUUAGCUGCUGCACCUACAUGUCCACCUGGACUUUAUUCUCGACUGGACAAGAAUGGUUUCCCAAUAUUGAAUGCUGAUGGAAUACUUAACUGCUACUCUGAAGAUGGACUUUUUGAGGAGACUACCACAACCCCAGUCCCACUUCCUACCACAACACUGGUUCCCACAACAGAGUCUCCUACAACAGAGCCUCCAACUCCUGAGACACGGCCUUUUAACAGCACCCCUUCCUCUGAGUUUGAUGUGGCUGGAAAGAAACGGUUCACAGCUCCGUAUGUAAACUACAUCCACAAGGACCCUGGAGCUCCCUGCUCCCUGACCGAGGCUCUGGAAUACCUACAAGUGGAUGUUUUAGCAGACUUGAUGGAGAAGGAUCAACUAUCAAUCAAUCAAAAGCAGCCACCCAAAAACAAGCCCCGUAAUGUUACUGUAGUUGCGAUGGAGGGCUGUCACUCCUUUGUGAUUUUGGACUGGGCACUUCCACUGAAAGAUGACAUGGUGUCUGGCUAUAUGGUACACAGUGCAUCCUAUGACGAUGUCCUAAAUAACAGAUGGUCAACCAGAUCCUCAAGUGGAACCCACCUUCCUGUUGAAAAUCUCAAGCCCAAUUCCAGGUAUUACUUCAAAGUUCAAGCCAAGAAUAUCUUUGAACUGGGGCCACUCAGUGAAACUUUAACGUAUGUUACAGAGUCAGAUGACCCCCUGCUCAUAGAGAGACCCCCAGGUGGCGAGCCCAUCUGGAUCCCAUUCUCAUUCAGUUAUAACCCCGCCCACUGUUCUUGUAAAGGAAGUCAGUUUGUCAAGCGCACCUGGUAUAGGAAGUUUGUUGGUGUCGUCCUCUGCAACUCGCUGCGCUAUAAGAUCUUCAUGGGAGAUGGACUGAGAGAAACAUUCUACAGCAUUGCUGAUGCAUUUGGCCAUGGAGAGGACCACUGCCAGUUUGUGGACUCCUAUCUAGAUGGAAGGACAGGACCACACAAUCUCUCCCUGAACCUACCCACAGCUCAAGGAUAUUAUCGGUCAUACAGACAAGAGCCAGUGAAUUUCGGGGCCAUCGGCAGGCGCACACCACAUCCUUUCGUUGGCUGGUAUGAAUGUGGAGUUCCAAUCCCUGGAAAGUGGUAACAGGGGGAAACUCCCAAGAGGACAUUUCCACCGGCCAUCACAUUCCACGUGUUCUGUCCCUAUAUCUCUAAGCCAAUCACAGAGGUGAACCAUUGCUCAAUAUGGCAACCAAAUCUAAAUCAUAUAGCAACUGCUUCUGAGGGAAGGAAUAUAGUACUUUGAGUAACACUAAUAUUUCUACAUAUUCGAUAUCAAGCACGUUAAAAAAAACAGUCUGUAUAUGAGGAAAAUCCAGCAUGUGUAUUUGAGUUUAUUAACAAUGUUUUAUUUUCAUGUGUUGUGUGAUAGUAAUUAUUUCACAUUCCAUUCCACCUGGAAUAUUUAUCUUACAGUAACUUCAAAGAAACACAAAUUGGUGGCUAGUUAAUUAUCAAAGCGCAAUGUCAAAUGACUUCGUAAUGUCUGGGAAGAUGGCAUUUGCAAUGAUGUAACAAAUUGUGAGUGAUAUUUGCUGUUGUUUAUAUAACUUGCUGAGAUUUGUACUCUUACAUUUUUGUAUUACCCUCUUUUUGAACAAAGGUUGGCAUGAAAGUAUUGCCCAUAUUAGGGCAGACUGAAAAAUAUAUAUAUUUUUAUUUGCUCAGGAACAGUUAAAAUUUGAAUAAAGGUGC
Sinocyclocheilus anshuiensis is the source of this 5767-nucleotide messenger RNA. Its product is annotated as fibronectin type III domain-containing protein 1-like. Gene Ontology annotation, molecular function: protein binding. The record is from RefSeq and is a predicted model, not a curated record. The coding region runs from base 12 to 5156 and encodes 1714 amino acids. The transcript has 22 exons. Lineage: Eukaryota; Metazoa; Chordata; Actinopteri; Cypriniformes; Cyprinidae.